Molecule: messenger RNA, 540 nt
Organism: Aspergillus thermomutatus
Lineage: Eukaryota; Fungi; Ascomycota; Eurotiomycetes; Eurotiales; Aspergillaceae
Product: DUF1772 domain-containing protein
Exons: 2
Coding region: 1-540 (179 amino acids)
Source: RefSeq, a predicted model, not a curated record
AUGAGCGCAUUCCCACCUGCAUUCCCACCUGCAUUCCGCACAGCGCAAGUCCUAGGCUUGACAGGCGCCGCCUGGCUAUCAGGCAACAUCCUCUCCCUGAGCAUGAUCACCACCCCCGCCCUCCUCCAAUCCCUCCACGAAAAACAAGCCACCCCGUCCACCGCCGCCAAGCUCUGGGCCAACAUCUACACGUGCGGCAAGACGCAGAACCCGCCUAUUGCGGCCGCGACUGCAGCCGUGUUCUUCUACCUGGCCUGGUCCGUCCGCGAGGGCACGGCACUGUCGCUGUUGACGGCGCGGAACAGCGGGCUCUUGUAUGGUGUUGCUGGGGUGUUGACCGGGGGGAUUAUUCCGUUUACGCUUGCGUGUAUGAUGGGGACGAAUCGGUCGCUGGAGGCUAAGGUGGGAUCCAAGGAUGAGAUCGAGGGGACGCGGACAGAUGUUGAGACGCUUUUGAGGAGAUGGGGGGUGUUGAAUGCUGUUCGGGGAGCGUUGCCUUUGGUUGGCGCGGUGGUUGGGGUGCUUGCUGCGUUUUCUUGA